AUUUGAAUUUGAAGCUUGUAGGCCAAAAUAAAUACCAGGAAGUUGCCGAGGAACGCUUGAGACCUUCGGUUUGUGGAGCGGGUCGUCAGCAUGUCGUUUCCUAAGGCGCCUUUGAAACGAUUCAAUGACCCUUCUGGUUGUGCACCAUCUCCAGCUGCUUAUGAUGUUAAAACUUCAGAAGUAUUGAAAGGACCAGUAUUCUUUCAGAAAUCACAAAGGUUUAAAAAACAAAAUGAAUCUCAACAAAAUCUUACUGCUGAAAAAGAUACUACCUUGUCUGCUUCAGCAAGAAAAGUUAAGACUUUGGGAAUAAAGAAGGAAUCUCAAAAGAAUGAUAAAGAUUUGAAGAUACUGGAAAAAGAGAUUCGCAUCCUUGUGCAGGAACGUGGUGCUCAGGACAAGCGGAUCCAGGAUCUGGAAGCUGAGGUGGAGAAGAUGGAAGCAAAGCUAAGUGCAGCAGUCAGGGAAAAAACAUCUGUCUUUGCAAGUAAUGCUGCUCUGGAAAAACAGGUUGCUGAAUUAUCCAGGGCUAAUGAGCUACUAAAAUCUAAGUUUUCUGAAGACGGUAACCAGAAGAAUAUGAGAAUUCUAAGCCUUGAGUUGAUGAAACUUAGAAACAAAAGAGAAACUAAGAUGAGGAGUAUGAUGGCUAAACAACAAGGCAUGGAGGUGAAACUGCAGGUCACCCAGAAGAAUCUCGAAGAGUCUCAGGGGAAAAUAGCACAACUUGAGGGGAAACUUGUUUCAAUAGAGAAAGAAAAGAUUGAUGAAAAGUCUGAAACAGAAAAACUCUUAGAAUACAUCGAAGAAAUAAGUUGUACAGCAGAUCAAGUGGAAAAAUACAAGCUAGAUAUUGUCCAGUUAGAAGAAAAUUUGAAAGAGAAGGAUCAUGAAGUUUUAAACCUUAAGCAGUCUCUUGAGGAAAAUGUUGUUAUGUUAUCUAAACAAGUAGAAGACCUGAAUGCUAAAUGUCAGCUGCUUGAAAAGGAAAAAGAAGACCUCAUCGACAGGGGUAGAGAACGGGAUGAAAAUCUAAAUUCUGAAAUACAAAACAUAAAACAGAAGUUUAUUCUUGAAAAACAAGAACACGAAGAGCUACAACAAAAAGAGCUGCAAAUUGAUUUACUUCUGCAACAAGAAAAGGAACUAUCUUCUAGCCUUCAGCAGAAGCUAUGUUCUUUUCAAGAGGAAAUGAUUAAAGAGAAGAAUCUCUUUGAGGAAGAAUUAAAGCAAGCUCUGGAUGAGCUAGAUAAAUUACACCAAAAGGAGGAGCAAACUGAAAAUCUGGUCAAGCAACUGGAAGAGGAAACAAAAGCUAGGGCUGAAGAACUGAAACUUCUAGAAGGAAAACUGAAAGGGAAAGAAGCUGAACUCCAGAAAAGUAAUGCUGCUCACACGCAGGCCACCCUGCUUUUGCAGGAAAGGUAUAAUAGUACCGUGCAGAAUCUUGGAGAUGUUACUGCUCAAUUUGAAAGCUAUAAAGCAUUAACAGCCAGCGAAAUAGAAGAUCUUAAGCGGGAGAACUUUACACUUAAGGAAAAAGUGGCCAAGGCUGAGAAAAGUAUAGAGGAUGUUCAACAUCAGAUACUGGCAACUGAGAACUCAAAUCAAGAAUACGCAAGGAUGAUUCUAGAUCUGCAGACCAAAUCAGCACUUAAGGAAGCAGAAAUUAAAGAAAUCACAGUUUCCUCUCUUAAAAAAAUAACUGAUUUGGAGAACCAACUCAAGCAGCAAGGUGAAGACUUUAAGAAACAACUGGAAGAGGAAGAAGCAAGAAAAGCUGGAAAAGAAAACUCAGUGGCAGACUUAACGGAGGAAAUGAACAAGUGGCAACUCCUUUAUGAAGAACUAUAUAAUAAAACAAAACCUUUUCAGCUACAACUGGAUGCAUUUGAAGCAGAGAAACAAGUGUUGUUGAAUGAACAUGGUGCAGCUCAGGAACAGCUAAAUAAACUAAGAGAUUCGUAUGCUAAAUUAUUGGGUCAUCAGAAUCUAAAGCAAAAAAUCAAGCAUGUUGUGAAAUUGAAAGAUGAAAACAGCCAACUCAAAUCGGAGGUGUCAAAACUCCGCUCUCAGCUUUCUAAAAAUAAACAAAGCAAGAGAAAACUUCAGGAGGAAUUGAAUAAAGUGCUGGGUAUCAAGCACUUUGAUCCUUCAAAGGCUUUUCUUCAUGAAAGUAAAGAAAAUUUUGCUCCCAAAACUCCAUUAAAAGAAGGCAAUACAAACUACUGUUGAGCUCCUGUGGAGUUUCAAGAAUCAUGCAAGUAAACAUCUGAAAAACCUGUUGAAGAUUCUUUUAUUCUUAUUAUUUUUAUUGUUGUUGUUGCUGUUACUAUCAUUAUGUUUGUAAUGAAUAUUUUUUUAAUGUAUUUAAUACGAACUUCCUAUCCUUAGGUAUCCGAAAGGAAGUUCAACAUUUUUAUCAAUGUCUUCUGACAUUUUAUUUUCUGUUGUCAGUACCUCCUCCUCAAUGCUCAUUUUUACUCACCUCAUUCUAAACCUUUACCUGGCUUUCCAGCUUUAGAACUCAUCCCAUCAAUUCAACAUUCGUUUUAAAGUCGCUCUCAUAUUAUUGCCCCCCUAUUCUGAAACCUUAGAUGGUUUCAAGAUUCUAAUCCGCAGGUUUUGUAGGUUGAUACUGAAGGGGUUUCCUAACCUGAACCUGUUAAGCUAGGAUAAAACACCGUGGCUUGUUCUUUCCUCUACUUUGAUUCUCCUAAUAAGGUUCAUUCUGUCCUCCCCAUCAUCCAUUUUUCCAGUUCAAGUAAGAAGGGCACACUUAAUUCCAUAGGAAUCUCUUUAUCUCAUAUCAGAGUCACUGGGUUGGUCAAUAAUUUGCAGAUUCCUAGACUCCAUCCCAGUCCUACGAAAUUAAAAUCUGGGGUUUGUCAUGAAAAAUCUGCCUUUUAAGCAAAUUACUCAGUUAAUUCUUAGAUACACUGAAAAUCUGAGAAACUCUGCUCUUAACCUCUUUAGAGAAUUUUUCUUAUACUCCUUGGCAUAGGCCUGACAACUGGGUAUUUGAUUAGUAUUUGUGUAAUACGAAAUAAAAACCACACAUUAAGUCAUUAACCCAAUUAUUCAACUUGUUUUAUGUGAAGUUGCAUUAAUGCUAUUUAAGAUGUAUUUAUUGUCUCUGCCCUCCUCUCCUCACCUUGUCCCUAGAAUUACAAAUGGUGGUAUACUAUUUAAGAAUGGUGAUUCUCUAUCCAAAAUGUCUGAUUUAAAAAGCAUAUUAUAAGCCACCUUUUUAAUAAUAUUUUUUCAUUGAUGGACUAACAGAGACUAUUAGAAUAGAUUUUCAUAAUAAAUUAUUUUGGAUCUUAAUACAUAGUUGAAUUUUUAAAUAUUUGAAUUAAGUUCAGAGGGAACGUAGGAAUUAGGAAACUUGUCUAAUAAAAAGAAAUAGUUCAAGACUUCUCCCUUUAGCCAAGAUGGAGUAACAGGGAUUGGACUUAUUACUCCUCCCCCUACCCUACACACACAAAACACACACGCACACACACGCACGUACGCGUAUGUGCAAAUACACCUAAAACUAUCAAAAAACUAGACAAGAUAUACAAAAGAAUGAUUUUCAAGAUGUUAGACGUAAGACAACAAAAGACAGAAAUCCCUGAGAGAUGGGAAAAAUCAAGGUGAGCCCUGCCUUUGAUCCCUAUUCACAGCCUUGAGAGAAUUUCCAAACAAUGAGGUAGUGAAGGGGAACCCAGGCAGAGUCCACCCAACUACCUGAGUUGAAAAAACAGAGCUGAGGUCUGGGGAGUCCGAAGUAGCUAGCAUUCGCAGGACAGAGUACUAGAAAGGAAAAACUUGUACACACAGAGGUCCCUGGAGAUCUACAAAGGGUCUCUCAAGUAUUUACUACUCAUGCAGGUGAGGAAACUACCUGACGCCUGGGAAAGAACCACCCCCAAAAAUUUAGAAAUGACAAUGCUCGAAGCUCAGACAAGGCUAGAAAUACUGCCUGUUCCCUCCAGCCAAGUCAUGAUUUAUUGAGUAGGAUAUCCAGAAAGGGUUAGCCUCAGUAUUGGGAAAUACAGGCAUACCUCGAUUUGCUGCACUUCACUUUAUUGCACUUUGCAGAUAUUGCUUUUUUUAUAAAUUGAAGGUUUGUGGCAACCCCAUGUCAAACAAGUCUAUUGGCACC
Molecule: messenger RNA, 4150 nt
Organism: Rhinolophus ferrumequinum (greater horseshoe bat)
Lineage: Eukaryota; Metazoa; Chordata; Mammalia; Chiroptera; Rhinolophidae
Gene: HMMR
Product: hyaluronan mediated motility receptor
Exons: 18
Coding region: 91-2235 (714 amino acids)
Cellular component (GO): membrane
Molecular function (GO): hyaluronic acid binding
Source: RefSeq, a predicted model, not a curated record